CAAUAUUAUCUCUUGAAACUCUCUCUUAAAAUUUUCUGCUUCCUUGUCCUUUAUAGUUUCUUCUAUUCUUCUUCUGUUUCAGGUAUUGUUGAGAAAGUUACACACACUCCUCUAAGUGAAACAGUACCAUUUUAAACAAUUCAACCAAAAUCAGUUUUUCACCAUAUAUACAUAUAUAUAUAUAUAUAUAUAUAUUUCGAUGAUCUAUCAAUUUCCAUGUACUGGAUUGGGCUGACAAAAAGGGCAGCUGUAGAGGUUUAGGAUAGGAGUGAGUGAGGACCUUCUCUCGAUUCUCUCAAAGUCAGAGAGAGAGUCAGUCAAAAUAUGUGUGGUCUUCAACCUCCAACUUCUUAAAAGCUCCAAGACUCAAACUUUGGUGGUCUUCCGUUAAUGAAUGAUAAAAUUCCGAGGGAAUACCAGUCAGUCAGCCAAUCGGGAUUUGCUAAAGAGUAGCUCUUACCAGGGAAGGCAGGCAGGGAUAAUGUGGAAAAGCAGUAGUUCAGGACCAGAUUUACGAGGGCAGGUAAAAAGGCAGAUGACUGAAGGAAGCCGCGGUUUGAGCAUUUUUAAUGGUCUGAAAACCUUACCAAUGUCCCCAGAAACACUAAUGGCAGAGAUUAAUAAUGCCAUUUCUAAUCUUGAGUAUGCCCGUGCAACUGCUUUCCUUGAUUCUUUAUCUGAUUCCCUCUUAGACAAUAAUAAGAGCUCUGAUGGAGCAUACAAGGCAGAUUAAUGUGCAAGCAUUGGCUGCGGCAAUUAGCCAAAGCUUGAUUGAGUAUGUUCACCUCCUUUUUUAACAUUUCUUGACUACCUGAUAAGACCUCUACUCUGCUCUUGCUGCUGAUCAGCUGCACUGUCUCCUCUCCAGAAAUUUACCAACUCAAUCUAUGGCUCCAUUUCUACUUCUAGACUGCAAUCUUUCUGUGAUUCAUUAAGGGUAGCUUGGGGGUUUGCACAGAAAAUGUCUCUGAGCUGAGCUGAACUGAUUAUAUUGAUCCAAUUGAUUGGUGAUACUGCUUGCUUAUCAAUAAAUGGUAAAAAACGAGUGCCAUCCAUUACAAAAUCGUGCUUUUUCUUUGCCAUGACUCUUGUAAUCUUGGUUUUUUUCGUAGAAAGUUAGAAAACGGAAACUUACAAGGAAUUGGAGAAGUUUGUAUUUUAGGAUGCACCCAAAGUACAAUAAUUGUUACUUGUAAGGAUGCUUCGUUAUGUUAUCUCGAAAUAUUGACCACUUGUUUAUA
Messenger RNA from Ziziphus jujuba (common jujube), 1241 nucleotides. RefSeq lists its product as uncharacterized. Lineage: Eukaryota; Viridiplantae; Streptophyta; Magnoliopsida; Rosales; Rhamnaceae. Bases 395 to 733 code for a protein of 112 amino acids. The transcript is spliced from 2 exons. The record is from RefSeq and is a predicted model, not a curated record.